Patiria miniata (bat star) is the source of this 2946-nucleotide messenger RNA. RefSeq names its product electron transfer flavoprotein-ubiquinone oxidoreductase, mitochondrial-like (gene etfdh). The transcript is spliced from 12 exons. NCBI's taxonomy places the organism in Eukaryota, Metazoa, Echinodermata, Asteroidea, Valvatida, Asterinidae. The record is from RefSeq and is a predicted model, not a curated record. Gene Ontology annotation, molecular function: iron-sulfur cluster binding; electron-transferring-flavoprotein dehydrogenase activity. Gene Ontology annotation, biological process: electron transport chain. Bases 39 to 1859 code for a protein of 606 amino acids. Gene Ontology annotation, cellular component: mitochondrial inner membrane.
GGCGAAGCUUUGCCAAUAAACAUGACAUAACCAUCAAAAUGGCGCUGUCCUCGUCGCACUUGUGUCGUGUCGCUUGUCGUUUGGCAAGAACUUCAAAGAGCUUGUACUCCACAACAUCAACGCCAAAAAUCACAACACAUUACACAGUUAUCCCCCGAGAAAAGGACGAAAGAUGGAAAGAUGUGGAGAUGGAACGUUACGCAGACGAGGUGGACGUAGUGAUCGUGGGAGGCGGGCCUGCCGGUAUGGCUGCCGCCAUCAAACUGAAACAGCUGAGCAAUGAGAAGGGAACGGACCUCAGGGUGUGCCUGGUAGAGAAGGCUUCUGAGAUUGGUGGUCACACGCUCUCGGGUGCGUGUGUAGAACCCAGAGCCUUUGAGGAACUUAUACCGGACUGGAAGGAGAAAGGCUUGCCCUUCCAUACGCCCGUCACAAAGGACAAAUUUGCUUUCCUGACAGAGAAGAGACGCAUUCCCAUUCCAAUUUUUAAGGGUCUACCCAUGUAUAAUCACGGUAACUACAUUGUGCGGUUGGGUAACGUGGUACGCUGGUUAGGUGAGCAUGCCGAGGAGCUAGGAGUGGAGAUUUACCCAGGCUACCCAGCCAGUGAGAUUCUAUAUCAUGAAGAUGGUAGCGUCAAAGGCAUCGCAACCUCAGACGUUGGCAUUGCCAAGGAUGGCUCACCAAAGGCGACGUUUGAGCGAGGCAUGGAGCUCCAUGCCAAGUGUACCAUCUUUGCCGAGGGUUGCCACGGCCACCUGGCUAAACAACUCUUCAAGAAGUUUGAUCUCAGGAAAGACUGUCAGCCCCAGACCUACGGCAUUGGACUGAAAGAGUUGUGGGAGGUUGAACCCAGUAAACAUCACCCAGGAUUAGUUGAACACACUGUCGGAUGGCCACUGCACAAAGAUUUGUAUGGCGGCUCUUUCUGCUAUCAUCUGGACGAGGGCGCCCCACUAGUAUCCGUCGGGUAUGUCCUAGGUCUGGACUACUCCAAUCCCUACAUCAGCCCCUUCAAAGAGUUCCAGAAAUUCAAACAGCAUCCGUCCAUUAGGCCGAUGUUUGAAGGCGGGAAGAGGAUCGCGUACGGCGCGAGGGCGCUCAACGAAGGCGGCUUACAGUCUCUUCCCAAGCUGGCCUUCCCCGGCGGUAUGCUGAUCGGCUGCAGUCCUGGCUUUAUGAAUGUAGCCAAAGUGAAAGGAUCCCACAAUGCAGUGAAGAGUGGAACGGUGGCUGCUGAGGCCUUAUUCGAUAAACUCACUCAGGAAAACCCCACCUCCGAAACACAAGGUUUAUAUGUAGAAGAGUACGAGCCUAGACUGAAGGAGAGUUGGGUGUGGAAGGAGCUGUACCAAGUGCGCAACAUCCGCCCCUCCUUCAACAACCCCUUGGGGAUCUAUGGCACCAUUAUGUACACGGGUCUCUUCUACUUCCUGGGCAGAGGCAUGGAGCCUUGGACGCUGAAACACCCAGGAAGGGACUCUGAGGCCCUGAAGCCAGCCUCUGAGUGUACCCCCAUCGAGUACCCCAAGCCAGACAAUGAGGUCAGUUUUGAUCUGCUCAGCUCUGUCGCCCUGAGCGGGACCAACCAUGAGAGUGACCAGCCGGCACAUCUGACACUCAUGAACGAUUCUGUGCCCGUUGAGUGCAACUUGGGUACAUACGACGGGCCGGAAGGGAGGUUCUGCCCUGCAGGUGUGUACGAGUACGUCCCCACAGAAGAGGGUGAAGGCAUGAGGCUACAGAUCAACGCGGCCAACUGCGUCCAUUGCAAGACCUGUGACAUCAAGGACCCUAGCCAGAAUAUCAACUGGGUAGUGCCCGAGGCUGGCGGGGGGCCGGCAUACAGUGGAAUGUAACAAAAACAGGGUGAUACCAUUAGAAAAUCUGCAAUAGGCUAGCCAUGUCCAAAUCAGGUGUUGUUGCUGCGGCUUUGGUUUUGCCACUUGCACACUACAGUGAAUUAGCCAUAGUCGUAGACAACAAUGCCCGUUUCGGAGAGAGCCAUAUUUUCAAUUCUAGAAAGUUAAGAGGACCCUUCAAAGACUCUCAGACUCUUGAGACAAGUUUGAUCAAGGACCAAUGGUCAACUAGUGGUUGGUUUGUGACGUAGCUAGCGCAUGCACACUAAACUUGAAGUGUGAACGACUCAAAUCGAACUAUUGUCAUGUAUAUGACUUAAAGCUUUGCAUGGCAGAUGACAUAAAAAAAGACAAAAUUGCGGGUAACACCAUGUGGAAAGAAAUCUCUUCUUGGAAGAAGUGUCGUUCUGAAAAGAACCGGUUGGUGCAGUGUGGAAUUCGACGUUUCAGACAGUGUGCACUGUCAUGUCGACAACUGUGAGAAAUUGACGGAUGUGUGUUUAUUUACACAGUGAUAUUUAUUGUGUAAUUUUAGGACACCUUGCAUAAUCACCAUUAUUAUUGUACAAUGGUGACAAAAGUGACAGAAUUGUUAACUAAUAUGGAAAAAUAUGCUAUGAAAAUGACAUUUAGCACUCACAGUUUUCUUUUUUUUUCUGCCAUUUUUGUUGAUAAUUAGUACCCUCAUGCUAUAAAAAAUUGCUAUUGAUAACCAGCUAUAAAUUGCGGAAUGACCAACCGAGGUAGACGACAUAAACUAGUCCAACCAUUGUCGACUAGCGUGCAUCAGAUCAGAAUUACUUGAACUAUGGUUAGCUUUGGUCCUUGAUCAAACUUGCUCUUUGGUAUUCAUUUUGAAUGGAGAAGAUAAUUCCGGGAUAAUUUUUGUUGGAUUUUUUAAAAGAAACACCUGCACGAUGUUUAGUUGGGUGAUGGGGCCUUACAUUAGCAUUGCAGGUAAUAUUUUUUGAAAUAAGGGUGUUUUUUUGCCUCCCCAUAUUGGGGAUAAGGAGUGUCCUCGGGCCAAAAAAAAAGAGGAAGUUCUGCUUCCGAUUACAUUGCAUUUGAAAAUAAGGUAGGUAGG